AUGGCCCACCUUCAGGAGCUUCUUCAACACUGGGGUAAUGCCCCUUGUGUGAUUGCUCGAGUACCACCGAACUCUGUCUCUAUCGACCGUACUCUGCCCUAUGGCCACCAGCACGAUCGCAGCUCAUCUUCUCGCCACUCUCAGACCCCGCUGUCCCAGCCUCCCCGCCGCCCCUCGGGUGGGAGAGAUGUUGCUUGGCACCACCGCUCGGCUUCCCCGCCGCGGCAUGGCUCCAACUUGGGGUGGCCCUCUGAUGUUCCUAUGGCCUUUGCUCCUCCUGCUACUGAUUCUUGGUGGCCCUCUGCCACCACCUUCAAGUUUCCUCGCCUGGCUUUAGCGAUCUCGUCUCCCAGGAAGGAUGGUAGUAAAACAAAGAAGCGAAUUGUUAAAAUUAAUGAUCUGUUUGGUUCAACAAUUGAUGUCAAUCUGUGGGAGUCAGCAUCAAAACAAAGAGGCCAUGAAUUAAAAAAUAUGUCAACCCCUGCUGUUGUUCUUAUCCUUGUUGUACGCAAUGCCCGUGUAGGGUACUUUAAUGGGAAGUACGAAUAUUGCAAAAGCAAUCAAACAUGUGGCAGCAGAAACUUCAUGUUCCCUUUCGGCACAGCUCACCGUAGUUGUGGUCUGCCAAGCUAUCAACUCGACUGUGUGCAGAACGUACGUCCAGUAAUUGGAAUAGGGAGACAAAAUUACACAAUAUUACAGAUUUUCUAUCAUAAUAAGACGUUUAAGCUGACAGAUGACAAGUAUUUCCAAGAUUGCACAUUUUCUAAUCCGAUCGAUGCAACGUGGGACUCGGGCAAUAGCAUUUUUAAUAUCAUCAAUGUGAACAACGCAAGUCUACAAGUGUAUGUAUGUGGUGGGAAAUGUUUACCUUAUGGAUCAUAUCCACCAGAGUAUCAUAAUUUGUCAUGUUCUCCGAAAAUGGUCACUAUUCCAGCAGCAACGGUUCAAUGGUCUAUUCCUGAAGAACGAGAGCAGAGUUGCAGAGAUUGUGAAAAAAGUAAGGGUUUUUGUGGCUAUAGCCUUUCCAAUUCGGGGAACUUCUUCAUCUGCUAUUGCCAGGAUGGUCCUCAUUCAAAGCAGUGCUCACAAGGCCGAACAAGUAAAAGGGGAGUUGUAAUAGGUGUCGCCAUUGGAACGGCUGGCUUGCUGAUAGCUGUAACAGGGCUUGUAGUUUGUUAUCGAAAUUCAAGGCCUACUUCUGACGUGGAACAAUUUCUCCAUGAUUAUGUCGAUGAAAUGCCCAACAGAUAUUCCUAUUCUCAACUGAAAAAGAUCACCGACAACUUUGCAGACAAAUUGGGGGAAGGUGCUUACGGUGUGGUUUAUAAAGGAAGGCUCUCAAGCGGUAAUAUGGUGGCUGUUAAAAUUCUUGAUCAUUCAAGACACAGUGAGGAACAGUUCAAGAAUGAAGUUGGCACCAUCGGAAGAAUCCAUCACACUAAUUUGGUUCGACUGAUGGGUUAUUGCUUCGAAGGAGCUCGAAGCGCACUUGUUUAUGAGUACAUGAUAAAUGGGUCUCUGGAGAAAUUUAUAUUUGCAGAAAAAGGAAAAGAACAGAUGCUCAAUUGGGAUCAAUUGUAUUCAAUUGCUUUGGGUGCAGCUCGUGGAAUUGCAUACUUACACCAAGAUUGCAACAGACGCAUCAUCCAUUUCGACAUUAAACCUCACAAUAUAUUAUUGGACGCCGACUUCACACCCAAAGUAGCAGAUUUUGGUCUGGCUAAAUUGUGUGGAAAGGAAGACUAUCACAUAUCACUUACGGCAACCCGAGGAACUCCAGGAUACAUUGCGCCAGAGCUUUGGUACAGAAAUUUGGGUCCUGUAACGGAUAAAUCAGAUAUUUACAGUUUUGGAAUGGUGUUACUGGAGAUAGUUGGAGGAAGGAAGAAUAUUAAUUUGCAGGCAAGCAGGUCCAGUCAAAUUUAUUUUCCAGAGUGGGCAUUCAAGUUGAUAGAAAAUGGGGAGUUAGAGAAGACGGUAAGAGAAGUAGCAAGAGAAGGAGGGUGCAUAGAUGAUGAAAAAGCAAUACGGCUAACAAAAGUGGGAUUGUGGUGCAUCCAACACAAUUCUAUAAAUCGGCCAACGAUGAGGAGAGUGGUUCAAAUGUUGGAAGGCAAUGGUGAGGAUGUGGUUGCUCCUCCCUUUCCUUUUGAUUCCCCACCUUCGCCUGAAGCUCCGUUUCUUUCAUCUUUUAGAGAAGAAGCUUCUAGUGAUACACUUUAAUAG
Molecule: messenger RNA, 2229 nt
Organism: Cryptomeria japonica (Japanese cedar)
Lineage: Eukaryota; Viridiplantae; Streptophyta; Pinopsida; Cupressales; Cupressaceae
Product: rust resistance kinase Lr10
Exons: 4
Coding region: 1-2226 (741 amino acids)
Biological process (GO): protein phosphorylation
Molecular function (GO): polysaccharide binding; protein kinase activity; ATP binding
Source: RefSeq, a predicted model, not a curated record